This is a messenger RNA of Fusarium redolens, 216 nucleotides long. RefSeq lists its product as uncharacterized. Lineage: Eukaryota; Fungi; Ascomycota; Sordariomycetes; Hypocreales; Nectriaceae. The record is from RefSeq and is a predicted model, not a curated record. The transcript is spliced from 2 exons. The coding region runs from base 1 to 216 and encodes 71 amino acids.
AUGGUUGGAGAAGCCAUUCCUUUCGCGGCCGUGGAUGAGACGAGACGUGGAACGUCUUGCUUGGUUGCGGGCAAGUAUAUUCGCGAACUGGAGCACACGCGCAAUUCGCUUAUGGGCGAGUGGCUUAGAGAGGAUUUGUUUGAAAAGUUAGGGUUUCUAGGACGAUAUUUGACUAGCAUAGGAGGAUUCCGCCUUCCUCCUUCGCCACCGUCGUAA